Molecule: messenger RNA, 1299 nt
Organism: Ctenocephalides felis (cat flea)
Lineage: Eukaryota; Metazoa; Arthropoda; Insecta; Siphonaptera; Pulicidae
Gene: Or13a
Product: odorant receptor 13a
Exons: 5
Coding region: 1-1299 (432 amino acids)
Biological process (GO): detection of chemical stimulus involved in sensory perception of smell; sensory perception of smell
Cellular component (GO): plasma membrane
Molecular function (GO): odorant binding; olfactory receptor activity
Source: RefSeq, a predicted model, not a curated record
AUGCAGCACCCCCUUAACACUUUCUUGGAUAUAAAACCUCCAUCAACACCAACUCCAAAACAUUCCAUCACCAUGUACGAACCAACCUAUACAUCCCCUUCGACAAACCGCCAGCUAUCGAUAUUCCCUCGCCAGUGCAACUUUCUAAAAGUCGUCGGCCUCUGGCCCUUGCAAAAAACGGAACCAGAACUCACCAAAUUCGGCUACUUCUACCGAAGCUGGUGCAUUUUCACCAUCGUCCUGGUGCUGUUGACCUGCAUUGUACAAGCUUUGUUUAUUGUGCACAACCUGCACGAUAUCUUGUACUUCACCGAGGGCUGCUGUACCGUCCUAAUGGGAUUACAUAAUUUGAUAAGGAUCAUACAUUUGUUUUGGGAACGCCGAAAGUUCAAAGCCGUCAUCAGGUUCUUCGCAAGCAAAAUCUGGUUCGCCGAAGAUGACAACGAAGUCGUGUCCAGGAUUUGCGAACGCGAAUCAGUGGUAAUCAGGAUUAUAUCAAUCAGUCUUUUACUCCUGAUAGGGAUGUAUGUUAUCCUUCCAGUGGUAGAUGUUGUUUUACACCCUGAUAUGGUCACAAAGCCCUUUCCCUACAAGAUGUGGUUUCCCUUCGAUGCCCAAAAGCCGGUGGCGUAUGUGGUUACUUAUAUACUGACUUCUUGGGCAGGAAUUUGUGUGGUGACGACGCUUUUGGCGGAGGAUAGCAUUUUUUGCUAUUUUAUUAUUUAUACUUGUGGACAGUUCAGGAUUUUGAAGGAUAAGAUUGAUGGGUUGAAGGAUGGUGAUAUGGUUAAAGCAAAUGGUGAUGUACUGGUGGAUGGUGGUGGUAUCAAGAAGGAUUUGAGGAGGAUUGUUGGACAUCAUAAUGUUUUGAUCAGUUUCUGUAACAAAUUAGAGGAGCUCUUCAGUCCAAUUCUGUUAGUAAACUUUGUCAUCAGCUCCUUUCUAAUAUGUGUCGUCGGAUUUCAAAUAGCUUCGGUAAAGAUGAGUUUGGGAAAUCUUGCAAAAUUAAUCGUGUACAUUCUAUCGGCUUUGAAUCAACUUCUGAUACUUUGUUUGUACGGAGACAAUUUGAUACACCAUAGUGUCGGAGUAGGUGAUGCCCUAUUUUUCUGUGGCUGGCACGAAUGGAAAAGACCAGACGUUACAAAAACAUUAAUUCUACCCCUCAUGAGGUCACAAAGACCUGUAAAAAUAACAGCUUUCAAAUUUUCUGUACUGUCUUUACCCAGCUUUGGGGCUAUUUUGAGUACGUCGUUGUCAUACUUUACUUUGUUGAGAACUUUCAUAGAAAGUGAAUAG